This is a messenger RNA of Erythranthe guttata (spotted monkey flower), 1836 nucleotides long. The record is from RefSeq and is a predicted model, not a curated record. Lineage: Eukaryota; Viridiplantae; Streptophyta; Magnoliopsida; Lamiales; Phrymaceae.
AUGGAGUACUUGCAAGGUGAUCUGGAAGCACCAAUGCCAUGGAUAGGGCUUUACGUGGCAGCAGCUUCUGGCGUCUGCGCUCUGUCAAUGUCUGCCGACGCCUUCGCGGGCUUCCGAAGCAGAAGGUUUUGGUUCCCAUGUAAGUAUUUCUCUCUCAAUGCCUUCACCCUCACAGUAUUAGCUGUCGCAAUGAAGCUGCCGGUUGAUCUUACAAGUAUGACGAUCGGAUUUAAAGAUAACACCGCCCGUGUUAGCAGCCUUGUACUCAUGUCAAUCGCUAUAGCUAACUUCACGACCUCGUUCGGGUCGAUGAAGAACAACGACAUCGUACUAAACCUCGCUGCCUUAGGCAUUCUUGUUGUUACAGUCUCCACGAAUGUCUGCAUUCAUGUUAUCCAGAUCAAAGAUCCUGCCAUUGACAACGUUAAAUUGGGUGGAUUUUAUUUAGAGAUUGUGUCCACUGUGGUCAUGCUCCUUUUGCUUUUGAUGUUAUGCUUUUUGUCCGUGAUGAUUCCGUCCGCCAAAAGAAGCAUACAGUCGUCGUACCACGACAUGCGCGUAAAAAUAUCGAACGAGAAUAAUCGAUUGGUGGAGUGGGGGAAUUUUAACGUCGAUGAAGUCAGGGUAGCGGUGACGAGAUAUUGGGUGAUGGCGGAAAUGGGGAGCUCCCAAUUCGUCAUCGCGCGCUCCGUGGCAUGCGUUGCUUCGGGCUCAAUGUGUCUGUUCAUGGGCCUAACUCUGUUUUGGGUUCUGUUUAAAGAGCAGCACAAGUUGCUGCCGAUUAGUCAAGAUCGCAUUUAUUCGAAUUACAAGUGGUCCAUCAAUUGCAUUCUAGCUGUUCAGUUGGUUGGAGUGGCGUUGGGUUCUAUUGCACCCGCAACGAGAUGGUUCGUUGCUGCCCGAUUCAAGAGCUCCGAUAUAGGCCAUAGAAGUUUCAAGAAUGAAUUUAAGGUCGAGACUUAUUGGACUCAAAAGCUCGUCUACUGGCAAGAGCGCCCUCUACCUCUACUAAUUCGAUCCAACGUACUCAGGAAACUUGUCCACGAUGCCAAAAGAUUACUUCUAAAUGUCUGCAUUGGAGUUCAGAUUGUGAAUAUUCUGUUCAGCAAGCUAGUUCUUCUCGUUUCGGCUGCCUUUUUGAAAGGGUUUUUGUUUUGCUUCCAUCAAAUCAAGACUACUCGAAGGGCGUGGUGUUAUAAUUCCAAGGAAUCAAGAACCGAAACGGAGUUGGAUUAUAGCGGCUAUGUGCUGCUGCUCGAGGGAGAGUCGGGGCUGCCUCGGAAGACGCUGAAAAACAUAUGCAACGAGGCGGAUAAGUUGAUCCAGAGAGGUAGAAAGAAGCAACUGAAGAACCUCAAACAACUCGUAAUGAAAUCCGAAAACUUCAGUGGGGUGAGAGAAUUCGACAACAACGAAGUUCCACGUUUGAAAUAUUCUUCCCAAGAACCUCCAAACUGCUGGUCUCUGCCAGUUGUGACUUUGACAAGCGUCGCAGUUUCACUUUCCAAUAUCGCUGAUGAUCAUAAGCUUAAUCAGUUACUCAAUGCAGUGAGCGAAGGCCUUUACUUUGUAAAGCUCAUAGAGAAAUCGCUUGACAAAAACGGAGAUUUGACAAUCAUCCGGCAUGCAGCACAAGUGGUCUGGGUAGGGGUUGAAUUGUCCAAGAAAUGGCUGGAUAUCGAUCUCCAAAAUGCAAGUCUCGGAAGUGGGUCCCACGUGGAGGCGCUGCAAAACCUUUCAGGCGUCGCUGAAAAGAUUGUUACUGAUUUCACGACUAGAACCGUAUUAGAUCCUCUGAUGAAAAACCCUCUCAACUGGCCUGCUAAAGUUAUAUAG